Hydatigera taeniaeformis is the source of this 8910-nucleotide messenger RNA. Lineage: Eukaryota; Metazoa; Platyhelminthes; Cestoda; Cyclophyllidea; Taeniidae. The record is from the annotation of a GenBank genome assembly.
AUGGCGUUUUCAAUGCUACCUUUAUUGGAGGAUAUUGAGAGAAUUUUGCCCAUCGUCUCUCUUGCCUGUGUUCUCCGAAAGGAUGAUGAAGUCCUGAAGUCCGUGGAUAAGCUAAAAACUCUGAAUACCCUGCUAGAAUAUGCCUUCUCCAAAAAGAAUUUUCCGACCUGUGUUCUGAAGCAGGCUGGAGGAAUCUUGGAUUUUUGCAUUGAUGCGAAUUCCUUCAAAAAGGAUUUUUUGCCAUUCGUUGGCCGGAAGCUUCUGCGUUCUCCGGAAUCAGCCAUUCCUAUUCUUGAAGUGAUGCUAAAAGAACUCGAACUAACGGUUGAUGAAAUCGGCCCGGAAAUAGUCGAUCCAUUGAUUAAUAAUCUCAUCGCUACCAACGCAAGCAUCCGUGAAGCCAGUGUCUCCUCCCUCGUUUCACUUGCAAAGCUGUGUGAUACCCAUAACUUCACUAGCGUCAUUUACAAUCGAGUUUUAUCCAAACUCACCGGUUCUGACGGUCGGCGUGCGUCAUUGGAAGUGAAACUGACGCUCCUUGACGCUCUCGGCGGUCUGUCGCGAUCGAGUAUGGGGAACACGAAGGUCUAUUCCGAGGUGCUGGGAAGUUUUAUCAGUAUAAUCGUUUCUGAAGAUAAUGAAGAGAUUAUCGAAUCAGUCCUCAAACAGUUGGGCUUGUGGUUAAAGCUGCCAAAAUUCUCACUUAACGAGAGGGCUCAAACUAUCAUAAAGGAGAAACUGUUUUCAAAUAAGACCUCACAUCGAGUUAAAAUGGCAAUCUUCCGGUUCCUUGCUGAAGCCCGUCGAUCAAGUGGGAGGCUUCCGAAGGCCUACAUUCCCCUCCUUGCCACUGCAGCUCAAGAAGCCAAACAGGAGGCGCCUGUAUCGCCCCUUGUGAGUCAGGCGGUCUCAGCAGCAAGUUUGUGGCUCAUGACCACUAGCCAACCGGGCAAGACUCCAGAAAACAUGUGGUCUGUUCUAAGUGGCCUUAAGGUCAGUCCUGAAGGUCAAGCUGCUAUUCCCUUGUGGCUCAAGGAUCGCUUCCUUCUCACCACAUCUUCAGAUGUUCACUCCUAUCUGAUUUCAUCAAUUCAUCUUCUCUUUACACAUCACCUCAAUGAACUUUCAUGCGCACAAAGAGGUGCCUUCUACCGUGUCCUUAUUUUGCUCUGGCUCUACACUGACUCACGUCAUGUCUUGGAGGACAUUCGCUUUUGCCUCAUCACCCACCUAAUCGAGGAGAGCAGGGAUAACCGUGUAAUUUGUCAGUCGGUAAUUCAGGACUACCUCAAUCCCUUGGUGUUGGAGUCUUUGCACAUAGCAGGUGACCUUCUAGUCGCAGGAGCCGAAAAUUCGUCGCGGUUUGGCCGGCGUUUAGUGCAGCUAGUGACCAUGGUUGGCAAGGCGACUUCGGCCACUGCUCUCAAAUUUUUGGAACCCACAUUUAUCGACUCAAGAAUUGCGUCACUCACCGGGAAUUCGUUGUCGCUGAAGGCACUCUCGGCCAGGCAGAAACUGAGUUUUUUUUGCACUGCUCUUUAUCCUCUCAGCCAUCCCCAUGCAGUCGAUUAUAAUCGAAAUGCGUGGAUGAGUCUCCUUGCGAUUGUCGGAUUGCCUCGCAAAGCAGAGACUGAGUUGGCAUUUAACGAAGAGGAAUGCGUUGAGCCAUUCAACAACGUCAUCGAUCGUCUUUUCGGACUGUCUAAACUGGAUGUGGCACAUCGCUUGAUGUUGAAACGGCUAAUAGAAUGGUCUCCAGUAAAAUUUGCAUCGUGCCUGGCCACUCGACUGUGUUUUGAACUCUCCAAUUCCAAGUACACCGAGGUCACUGCAGACGAGGUUGAAAUAAUGUUGACCCAACCUGGCACCCUUUACAAUCGAGCCCUCUUGGAUAGUCUUCCUCGAUACCAGACAAACAAAUCCAACAUCAGGAGAGAAGGAAAACUAUACUCUCAUGAGACUCAAAUGGAUAUUUUAGAGGCCCAAGCAAAACAAAAGGAGCAACAGGUGGAAGCUGAUGGCAAGGAGCCCAAUUUUCUGACCUCUAUUGCCCCCCAAUUAACAUCGAAUCAACUCGAAUUAGUCAAAACUGAGAUGGAAAAGGAAGAACGAAUCCGUAAUUGCGUUUCCAAACUCUUCAAGGAGGGGAGUCACUUAGUAAACCUUCUCACUAUCCUAAACGAUACCCUUCUUAAUAUGCGUAAAGACGGUCAAUCAGCUCCGACUGAAUUCCUAUUGCGCAACUCCUUUAACCUCUGGAAUCUCACAAUUAAUCUUUUGCAACAACCCCUUCUCUCUCCCCUCGUAAUCGCCGCCCACAGUCGUCUUGGACGUCUGAUAGCUGAAGCAGGUAUGUCUGCUGCCGUUGCCGACGCAAGGAUGCGUUUUCAGAAGGCCCAGCUUUUCUCCGCCUGGUCAAUCAGAGUUUUGGCACCCCCUCGAGUUUAUUUGAGCAAACAGCCACCGGUUCCCUCCUUCCGAAUCACUUCUUUCGUCGAUGAGGAGUCGAUUUACGCAGAAAACGGGAAUUGGCAUGCACUCUGUCAAUUUUCAACUCUCCGAGAGCAAUCUGAAGCAGUUACUGAGUGUCUUCGAAAAGAUAUCAAGAAACGAACGGCUUCAGGGGGUAUCGUCAUCUCCGCUGCCAUUCUCAUUUUCGAUAGAAUCCUUGCUGAACACUCCACUUUUGCGCACUUAGAAAAGUUAGAGGGUGCCGAAAACAUUGGGGAAGAUGCGAAGAGAUGGGCCCUUUGCGCGCAUUAUGGUGGAUUUUUGGCUACUAUUUGGAAUCAAGUCCGUCCAGUCGAAGGAUUUUAUGAGGAGAUUGGCUCCCAUUUACAGCUAUGUGAAGCACUGAAAUUCGAUGUUAUUUAUAGGUUCCUACUGCACCUAAUUGAACAACACUCAUUGGCUCUGGAGUUGGGUCUAAUUGUUCAAGGCAACAGUACGGAUGAUGAUGGUCUAUCAGCCUUUUCCAACGACGUGUUUCAAAAUACAGUGCAACUUCACAUUCACUACCUCCUUUACAUACUGCAAUGCCAACCGGAAAAGAGAGAAAUCAUCCUGGUCUCAACAAUCCCCAUUAUUUAUGGCCUAAUGGAAAGUCUUGUAGCUUCAACGCAUUUCACUCGGUCCUCUGCCUUGACGGGCAUGAUUAACUUAGCAAAAUAUUUUCCGGAUCUGUUCACUCAUUCCCCCUCUCCUCCCAUCACCACGAAUGUCACCCGUGUCAUCUGUAAAAAUGGAGAUAACGGUGGGGAUAAACAGGAUGCUGCUUCUGCUGCCGACAUCAUUGACACGAAAUUGCCCGGUGGAAAUCUGAACAAAGCACAAAAGAAGAAAAGAAAGCGAGCUGCUUUGGCGGCCGUUUCUAAUAAGGCCAUGGGUGAGGGUCUGCAUAUGGAUGAGAGCAUUGCAGACGCCACUAACUGGCCCAUCCUCUGUCACAGUGCUAACAGUCAACUGAGACUCUUUGUCUCGCGAUGCGACCCCUUUGUGGAAGUGGCUGUUGACGCUGAUAGGUUGUGGGCCGCUGUGGGUUUGCGCGACAGUUGUGAAUCUGAAGAGAAGGUAAAAUAUACAGAACCUGUUGAUGAUCAACAAAAAUGUCAACAAGAAAAUCAACAAACGACGACUAUUGGAAAUGGAGAGGAGAAAAAACAAAAACAGCGGCGUCGAUUUGUCCUACUUCAACAUCCAAAAGACCCUGACGUCCUCCCUCCUGCUGUGCUGGCGACUCGACUUCUUCUGGAGUGCCUCAGAAAGUCUGCUGACAUCCAAAAGGCAUCUGCCUGUGCCCUUCAGCGGUGUCUCAAUGGAAAGUCUCAAGACGAGAUUGGUUAUGUCAUUGACUACUGGUUGGACGUUUAUCGUUGUCUAAUGGAAAAACCCCAGCCAAAGGUGGAUUCCCAUGGAAAGCCGAUUGAGCAGUUACCGCCAAAGUAUACUAUGCAGCGAAUUGGUCUUGCACAUGCUCUUGAAGCUAUCGUGAGUUGUUCUCGGACACCAGGCUACUAUCUAGCCUCCGAGCAAGAAGCUGUUCCUGCCGAGGAGGUGAACGCGAAGCAGCAGAAGGCAGGCGCGUGGCUUCAAAAGAUUUUCCGAUUUCUUGUGGAUGAGGGUCUACACGACACACAGGAGGAAGUGCGAUGUGCCCUCUUACAGGCCGGUCUUGGGGCUACUCGAAAUUAUGGAGUGACAAACCUGCAGCAAUUACUCCCAAUUUUGGAAACUUUUUUAAACAAAGCACCGAACAUAGAGGAGCUGGACAUGGUCCGACAGUCUGUUGUUGUCCUUCUGGGCUCUCUGGCGAUAUACCUUGGACAGGAGGACUCUCGAGUUGGGGCUAUUUUUAAUCGUCUCCUUUCAGCUGUCAGUUUUCCUGCCGAUGUGGUGCAAAGGGCUGUCGAGGAUGCAAUGACACCACUGGCUCCGAAGCUGCAUGCCGAUCAGUUGGAGAAAGUUUUUCCUCGUCUUAUGACCACGCUUUUCUCCUCUCUGGGUUACGCGGAAAGGCGUGGAGCGGCGUACGCUCUGGCUGGCAUUGUCCGCGGAUGUGGUAUUGCCACACUGAGACAGAAGGGCAUAAUUGAUAGGCUGCUAUCAGCUUUGGAAGACAAAAAUCCCAAGUUUAAAGAGAGUGCUCUUUUCGCGUUUGAACGCCUGUCGCUUGUGUUGGGCCGAUUGUUCGAACCCUAUGUAGUGAAACUCGUCCCUCAAUUGCUCAGCUGUUUUGGAGACUCAAAUCUGGGUGUUCGCGAGGCCGCUUCAGUCACCAGUCGGGCCGUGAUGAGCAAACUCAGUGCGCAUGGCAUCAAACUUAUUCUACCACUUCUUCUUAAAGUCAUUGAUGAGGACAAUCCUUGGCGAACAAAGUGCCAGGCGGUCGAGGUAUUGGGUACAAUGACUAGCUGCGCACCCAAACAGCUCUCUUCCUGUCUACCGCAAAUUGUGCCUCGGAUUCUCACUGUGCUGAUAGACGCGCAAGUGAACCUCAAGAAAGCUGGUGCCUGUGCUCUGGAGCGAAUCGGAACAGUUAUUCGCAACCCUGAGGUCCAAGCGCUUGUACCCUGUCUGAUCAAAAGCCUGCAGGACCCGCUGACCGACAAAGGGACAUGUCUCAUGACUCUACGGGACACCUGUUUCACCCAUGUGGUGGAUGCUGCUAGCCUGGCGCUUAUCAUGCCCGUACUACACCGUGCCUUCGAUGAUCGCUCCACGUCAAUUCGCAAGGCGGCGGCGCAGAUCUUCGGCACUCUCUACACUCUCGCGCGUCGAGAAGACCUCGAGCCCUACAUCGUGCAGAUCAUGCCCGGUCUGCGGUGUUGCCUCCUCGACCCAGUACCCGAGGUGCGUUCCGUCACUGCGCGCGCCCUUGGAGCCAUGGUUCGAGGCAUUGGUGAGGCCUGUUCUAAGGAUCUCCUGCCAUGGCUGAUGGCGACGUUGACGUCGGAACAGUCCUCAGUGGACCGGUCGGGCGCUGCUCAGGGUUUGGCAGAGGUACUGGGUGGAAUGGGCCUACCGCGACUGGAAUCCAUCCUUCCUGAGUUCAUUCGCACUGCGGAGUCCACUAACGUGCAGCCAUAUGUGCGUGACGGAUACCUCAUGCUUUUCAUCUAUCUACCUGAGGUCUUCCGCAACGAAUUUUCACCCUUCAUUGCUCCUAUCCUCUCGCCUAUUCUUAAGGCCCUUGCUGAUGAAUGCGAGUACCUUCGUGAGACGGCUCUGAAAGCGGGUCAGCGCAUCAUUGAUCUCUUUGCCAAUGAGGCUGUGGAACUAUUGCUGCCUGAACUGGAGAAGGGCCUGCUCAGCGUCGAAUGGCGAAUUCGACUUUCUUCGCUCCACCUCACCGGUGACCUCCUCUAUAAACUUUCUGGGGUGUCUGGAAAGGGAACUACAAAGACCGUCGACGAGGACGACACAUUUGGGACUGAUGUGGCAAGUGAGAAAAUCCUAAAGGCAUUAGGUGAGGAGCGGCGCAAUCGCGUGUUGGCGCGUCUCCACAUUGCGCGCUCUGAUCCCACCUAUGCAGUGCGCAGUGCGGCCAGCCACAUUUGGAAGAUUGUGGUGGUCAACACACCACGCACUCUUCGCGAACUUCUGCCUGUUCUUGUUCAACAGCUUCUCACCUCCUUGGGAUCCACUCUGCGGGAACACCAACAGGUUGCUGGUCGGGCUCUAGGUGACCUUGUGAAAAAGUUGGGUGAGCGCGUUCUUCCUGAGGUGAUUCCACAUCUGGAAGAGGGUCUUAAUUCACCAGAUGAAAACAAACGUCGGGGUGUUUGCAACGGUCUCAUCGACAUCAUGAACAACUGCCAGCCGGAACAAAUUGCCUCUUUCUCCGACCGUCUGACCUCACCAAUUCGUCGAAGUUUGGUCGAUCCAUCGGCGGAGGUUCGGGCCACUGGUGCUCGUGCCUUUGAUCUACUCUAUAGCGCCGUCCAUCUUCGAGCUAUUGACGAGAUUCUCCCCGAACUAUUUGCCCACCUUGACGACCCACAGAAACGUGACUUUGCUCUGGAAGGCCUUUGCCAGCUCCUAGCCAUCCGAGGUCGAGCUGUGAUGCCUUAUCUUGUGCCAAAGCUCACUCAUCCUUGUCUAGAUGCCAGAACUUUUGCCUAUCUCGCCCCUAUUGCCGGGGAUUCACUGGCGCGCCAUCUCGACCGCAUUCUACCUGCUUUCUUAGAGACUGCGGCGAGUGUUGAUGUGUGCGCGAAAGAAAAUGCGGAUCUGCGCUACUGUAGUAUCGUUCUCGCUUCUAUCAGUGAUACUACUGCCGUGCGAACCAUUCUACAGGAACUCAUUACCGGUCUUUCUCUAAGUGACUCUAACGCUACGCAAAUUGAGUUCACCAAUUUGAAGCCCAAUACGUCAGAGUACUGUUACGCUUGUCUACGUCUUCUUAACGUCUACUUGGAGGCUUUUCUUGUGGAUAGUGAGGAAGGGGAAGGGAAGGGACCCCAAUCGAUUCCUGUUCGCCGAAGAGUUAACAAAAUUACGGCAGAUGAAUCUGACGAUGAUGAUAGGGAUGGCGACAGCGGAUCAGGAGGACUAGGCGAUGAUGAUGAUGAUUCCACUACUGGAAACAAUCUUAGUGAUGGCGAUGAUGGUGACUCAUCGGAUUACCGUGAUGUAUUCCUCCGACCAAGAGAUCCAAAGGAAGCACUGAGGCGCCUGUUGCCCGAUUACUAUCCACCACUUUUGCGAAAUCUCUCCAAGCUUCUUGCUGUCAAGGACUUGCCCUUAAUGACCUUUGCCUGGGCCUGUCUGGAGACUAUUCUUAAAUAUUGGUCUGCCAAUUUGACUCCUGGCGACAACGUAGUCGAACUUCAGAAGGCUAUCAAGGCGGCCACUGUGGACUUUGUUAGUAACCAAUUGCGAAUGCAGCGUGAACGUACACAGGAUGUGGUGACAGGGCGAUCACUGCUACUUCCUGGCUUUUCCGAGCCCACUCUGCCUCUGCCCUCUUUGGUGCGCUUCUAUGCUGACUGUAUACUCCAAGGUGGCGUCGAUGCCAAGGAGCCCGCUGCUCAGGGUCUUGCUGAGUGUGUUGCUCUGUCUAGUGGUGAGGCCAUUCAGCCUUGUGUGGUCAAGGUUCUUGGUCCCAUGAUUCGUCUGCUGGGCGAACGACAACCGCCCGUCGUCCGAGCUGCUGUUACUGAAAGUUUGGCCACUCUUGUUGAGAAGUGCCCAACUUCUACGCGUCCCUUCUCACCACAACUGUUAGCCACCUUCUCGAAGGUGCUGAGUGAUGGAGCGAAGGAGAUUCGUCUUGUAGGCGGCCUGGGUUUAGCCAAUGUGUUAGCCAUCUCACCCAAACUGGAUUCCAUACUCGUUGACAUCUGCACCAUCCUAGCCACCAUUUUCGGCGUCACCAUUGCCAAUCCGCCAGCCAAUCGGCCGCUCGGACUUCAUCAACAAAUACUUACUGCUGCGGCCACAUAUGCAGAUACUCUGCUUCAGUGCCUGCGCAACUGUUUGCAAAAAUCCAUCGGGAAGCCAAAACUAGCCACCCUACGCACUGUGAUUGAUUAUUUGACUCCACUUGGCCGUCUCGAUGACGACGUAGGAGCGGGUAAGAUCGACGCGACGGUCAAUGUCGCUGUCGUACGAGGGGCCGCCAAUGCCUGCGUAGGCGCCUCCAUUGCCUCCGCCUCUGCCAUCGUCGAUAUAACUGCCUCUGACGUCAUUGACUUGAUGCCGUGGUGUCAGUCUUCCACCUCUAUUCCGGAAACACCGCUGGUCCUCAAAAGUUACGCUCAGGCGGUAAUGGUGGCUUCGUUAUCGUCUCCAAAGACACUUAUUCAGAGCAACUUUGAAGAGGUAUACGAGCAGUGUCGUUUCAUCAUCACCAAGUGCUGCACCACGAAUGAUCAAAGUGAGGUGCGUCAAGCAGGCUACCGAACUUUGGGAUUUUUCCUUCACUCCGCUAUUGUGGAAGGCAAAUCGGAAGAACAAAUUUUAAGCCUGGUCAAAAUUAUCGCCCAAGGAUUGAAACUGAGCUCACCGGAGGAUCGUGUGCUGGUAGCAAAGAUAGUCUGUUGCAUAGCGAGUCGAAUCAAUUUGCGCAGCCUCCUCAAGAGAAAUGAGAGGAGUAUCACCGAUCCUCCACCUGCAUGGCUCUUGAAUCUCGUCAACACCCUGUGCUCCGCCUCAAAGGACAAAAUUACCAAUGUCUGCACCGCCGCCGAGGAGGCUAUUGUAGCACUCUGUCAAAUUGGCGGAUCUGGCGGUGAGAAAAACGACAUCACCACGCUCAUCACUAAGAACCUGAAUUCGAAGGAGAAGGCGCUGUUUGAAGAGACUCUAACCAGAGUACACAAGAGAGCCAUCGGUCCGAUUUGGGGUCGCGAAACCCGGUGGAUCGACAAUACCGAAAUUUACUUGCCUUCGUAUACCUCAAGCUUUUAA